Messenger RNA from Ochlerotatus camptorhynchus, 1512 nucleotides. RefSeq names its product zinc finger protein 391-like. The record is from RefSeq and is a predicted model, not a curated record. Gene Ontology annotation, biological process: regulation of transcription by RNA polymerase II. NCBI's taxonomy places the organism in Eukaryota, Metazoa, Arthropoda, Insecta, Diptera, Culicidae. Gene Ontology annotation, molecular function: DNA-binding transcription factor activity, RNA polymerase II-specific; zinc ion binding; RNA polymerase II cis-regulatory region sequence-specific DNA binding. The coding region runs from base 89 to 1489 and encodes 466 amino acids. Gene Ontology annotation, cellular component: nucleus. The transcript has 2 exons.
UUUAUAAGCUAAGACCACGAAUGCUUCCAUCUCGCCAAUAAUAAAGUUUUAUCUCGGGGUGGAUUUUGAAAUUCCUUAAAUUGUAGACAUGGAUCAAACCAUCCAAAUGUGUCGGCUUUGCCUGGAAUCCGAAAAACCAUCGGUAACAUCCAUGAACGAUGGGACAUUCCGGGCCAGAUUGACUGCAGUUUCCAACUUUAUGUUUGAGGAAAAUGAACAACUUCCCUCCGCGGUGUGUUCGGAAUGUUCCAAAAGAGUCAACCAGUUUUACACGUUCAUGGAAACAGUUCGAUGCAACCAAGAACAGCUUCGGCUAUCGCUUCCACCCACUCAGGUGAAGAAUGAGAUAUUCCUGGAAUCGUCAUACGAGGAGUUCGAAUCUCCAGUGAAAAAGGAAGAACAGUCACCCGAACACAAAACCGAAACGAUGGACUUGGAAGUCGAGAUGUAUGCUGAUGAAUACCUUUCAGCUGAAGAGAAGAGUGAGGCCGAGGAAGAGCCAGCAUCGUCUUUGUCGAUCGAGGAUGAGAUAUCUGUGGAAAUAACAGACGAGGAUCGUCUAAUCAAGGAUUUUUUAUCCCUGAAGUGCGAUACGUGUUCGGAGUCGUUUGAAACCUUGAAACAUCUGAAGUCGCAUGCAAAGAAGGUUCACGACACACAAGCGGUGCUGCAAUGCUGCAACAAAAGUUUUUCCCUCAAACACAAAAUGCUAUUCCACAUCAACACUCAUUUGAAGCCCUGCAAAUGCAACGAAUGUGGCAAGGGUUUUCCCGACAAGCAUACCCUGAAAGUUCAUCACAUAGUGAAGCACACGAGCAGCGAAGAGAAACAAUUCAAAUGCGAGAAAUGCAAUCGGUCAUUCCAAACGGAACAAAUACUCCGGACGCACCGUCGGUUGCACGACCGGGUUGAGUGUCCGAUUUGUAAGAAGAGUCUUUCGAAUGUGUACACUUUGAAGUCGCACAUGUCGGGAGUGCACAACGACGAGAGAAAGUUCAUCUGCGACGUUUGCGGUAAGGAUUUCAAAUCCCGUGAAGCACUGAAUUCACACAGUGUGUUGCACACGGGACUGAAACGAGAGGACGGGGCCCGGUGCGAGAUCUGCCACACGUGGAUCAGCAGGAAGAAGCAACUCCGAAGACACAUGAUCGAGAUACAUCAGGCGAAGGAGGUCACCUGCGGCAUUUGCCACAAGGUUUACCCGAACGAGAAAUCUUUGACCACACACAAGGGUCGAGUGCACGUCGAUGACAAAUUCGAGUGCGAGAUCUGUGGGAAACGGUUCAAGCGGAAUGUCAACUUGAAGGAACACCGCGCGAGCCACACGGGUCAGAAGCUGUACUCGUGCGAAUUUUGCGGAAUGGAGAUGAACUCGAAUGGGAAUUUGUACUCACACAAAAAGAACAAACAUCCAGAGGAGUGGAUGCAGGCCAAGCGGAGGGCGGCUAAGUUUACCGACGAGGGCCAUGGGGUUUUAGAGUCAAAUUAAACUUGCCUAAUAAAUACUAGCAG